AUGAAUGAUUUGACAAGUCUUUUGAAUCUUAAAAGAGAAUAGUUUUCUGUCCACAUCAGGAAACAAAGAAAUGAAAACUAAUUUAAAGAAUCAAGAAAACAUUAUAUUUCAUCACUCUUUUCUCAGCAAAUAUAGAUGCAAGAAAUAAGCGCCAAAAUAAGAGACAAAAUAGAAAGAGGGGAAUAACUCAGUGGUGAAUUGUUGAUAAUAAUAGUGGAGAAGAUUGAAGAAGUUUUGGAGAGAGAAAACAAUCUUAAAUUAUUAGAUACUAUUGAUGCAGCUGUCUGGAUGUUGAAGUCUGUAGAUGUAUAAACUUAUGAAGAUGAACUCAGUGAUAAUCAUAAGAUGCAAAGAAUUAUAGAUAUCAUGAUACCACUUUCUUAAGGAUAUUCUACCCACCAUGAGCAAAUGAACUAAUAAAUUAUCAUAUAUGCUGCAAAAUUUCUUAAAUACUGGACAAUGAUGGAUGACAAAUCAAUUUACAACUACUAUGGUGAAGUGGCUGAAACAGUCUAUUUCCUAUUGAAUAAAUAAGAAGUCAUCUUUAUCAAGAGAGGAGUUGAAAUUAUGUUUAACCUCUUCUAAUGUGAUGAUGGAAGAUUGUUGUCCAAAUUGCAUGAACUGCUCAUUUGUGGUCAAAAUCUUGUUAAACCCAUAUGCAUACUAUUAUAAACCUAGCAAAAUCAUGACAUUUAAACAACACUUUAGAAGAUAGUACUACAAACCUUCUUGAUGCAAGAAAGAAAUGGUAUGGAUCAAUACUUAAAUUACACAAAUCAAGAUACUACAUUUUUUGAUAUUUUAAUUGAACUAGUCUAAGAAUCAGAAGAGAAUAGUCGAAAACUCUUUCGUUAUCAAUUACAUUUAAUCCAUCUAAUACUGGAUUACUCUUAGACUGAAAGAGAAUUGCUGUAUGAUCAUUUCAAAUGGAAAAUGAAUUCCUCAGAAUUUAAAAUUAAAAUGUAACAAAAUUGGUUAUUUCAUCAAUGGAGUUCCAUUUAGAAAGUUGCAAAUUAAAUCCAAAAUCACUUAGAGGAAUGA
Molecule: messenger RNA, 1041 nt
Organism: Paramecium tetraurelia
Lineage: Eukaryota; Ciliophora; Oligohymenophorea; Peniculida; Parameciidae
Exons: 3
Source: RefSeq, a predicted model, not a curated record